GCAGCGACUGCAAGUGCCAACUUGUUACUGGGGUUUGUAUCUCGAGCUGUGUCCGACGCCCCGCCCCACACCGUGAGACAACCCCCUUCCGGCUGCAGUAUUAUUGUCGAUUUUGGAUCGCCCGAAUCGGGUAUCGCAACGCCAUAUCGCACCGCGGGCGUCCCCCCGAGUCCCCCCCCUGCAGAACAACACCGCUCCCUCCUAAUCUCCCCCCCAGGCGAGCGCACAAGAUGGCAGACCAGACCACGCUACAGCACGGCGCCGCCGAGCCCGCCCCGACGCUCUCCUCGCCGACCACGAUCGUGCACCUCCAGUACGACAGCAACGCCCCCCCGCCGGUGUCCUCGCCCGCCUGGACGCGCUUCGUCUGCAUCAGCGACACGCACUCGCGCAUGCUGCCCGUCCCCCCGGGCGACGUGCUCCUGCACAGCGGCGACCUCACCGCGACGGGCACCUACGCGGACUUCCAGCGCACGAUGGCGUGGCUCGUCGAUCUGCCGCAUCGCACCAAGAUAAUCAUCGCGGGGAACCACGACCUCCCCCUCGACCACCACGACAGCUGGUAUGAUAACAACUACAGUCGCUGGCACGGCCGGCAGAAGCAGGUGCGCGAUCCUGCCGCCCGGGGGAGCUCAUCUCAUCGCUCGCACGAACAGAGCAUCGGCCUGAUCCAGGACCUCGUGCAGGGUCACAAGGCGACGAAGGCCGGGAUCGUGUACCUGGAAGACCAGACGCACAGCUUCCAGGCCAGAGAGAAUGGACGGAUGUGGACGGUGUACGGUUCCCCUUGGUCCCCCUACUUCCACAACUGGGCAUUCAACUACGAGCGAGGCGAUGAAGCUGAGAAACUGCUCGCCGCCUUCCCGAAGACCGAUAUCCUGCUCACACACGGCCCCCCCUUCCAGAUCUUCGACAGGACCCUCACGCACGAGCACGUCGGCUGCGAGGCGCUCGCCGCGCGCCUGCCCGCGCUGCGCCCGCGGCUGCACGUCUUCGGGCACAUCCACGAGGCACACGGCGCGCUCAUCCGCGAGUGGCCCGCCCGAGACGACGCGUCCGACGCGGAGCGGACGGCGUUCGUGAAUGCCGCGAACUGGCCGAUGGGGCCCCGCGCGCGGAGGCAGGGCGGCGGGUACGUGCAGUUCGGCGAGGCGCCGUUCCAGCCGGUCAUUGUGGACUUGCUGGACGACGCGUGA
Messenger RNA from Postia placenta MAD-698-R-SB12, 1196 nucleotides. RefSeq lists its product as hypothetical. The record is from RefSeq and is a predicted model, not a curated record. Gene Ontology annotation, molecular function: hydrolase activity. The transcript is spliced from 5 exons. NCBI's taxonomy places the organism in Eukaryota, Fungi, Basidiomycota, Agaricomycetes, Polyporales, Adustoporiaceae. Bases 231 to 1196 code for a protein of 321 amino acids.